AUGCAACGAAAAGUCCAUUUGACCAAUUGCCUUCGCAAUGCUGCAUCACGAGCACUAAAGUCUUCGCAACAUCCGAGUCAAUUCAGCCGCCUUUCGCUUCGAUCACCAAGUACACCAUGGACUCAAGUUCCAAAGCAUCAAAAACGAUUUCUGUCCUCCGAUGUAGCAGGCACAGCAACACAGAAAAAGGUCAAAUCUGAUGAUACCAAUGUCUUUCUCGACAAUUUGGGAAAAAUUUUCCUCGCAACCAUUGCUGCCAUAGUUGGUGCCUUGAUUAGGAGUUCUUACAAUACCAGCAAUAGAAAUGCUGUUCGUGAUGAAAUCGAAGCUGUAUCAGCUCUCGAUCCCGUCGAAAUCGACGAGCUCCGAAUAGCAAAUUCAGUGCUUUCCCCUACAGUCUACAUGAACAUCGCAGAAGAUCUCUACGAGUGCUUUCCAACCGGCAGCUGUUCUUAUCAAGCAUUCACAAAUUCCGCUCGGAAAACCAUGAUGCAGCUAAAAGGUGAGGCGUUUACGAUCGAGCUUGGACAUCAAGUUGAUAGGGUUGUCGCCGACAUACUGGCGAAGAAAAAGGCUUCAGUGGACGAACAUUUACCUUUGAGUCUCUGGCUUGUCACUUUGAGUUUGGCACUUAAUAGCUCGAUAGACGACAGACUUCGCGUACUCUACAAGGUUUUGGAAAAGGAAGAACAACCGGUCAGAUUCCACCAGAUACCAGUCCUCGUCAGCAAUCUCCAGGACACAUGCCAGCUCCCCCCUGAUACUCAAGUUGUUUCAACGGCAACUAGUUUUCCGACACAGCAAUGGGAGAGGGGCUCCCCGUCACAACUUGUUCCAUGGGAAGGAGGUUAUGAUGACGUCAUAGACUUGAAUGGUAUGGCUGACAUAUUGAGGAGCAAAUCCGUUUGCGCUUGGGGUGAAUGCUACCACAAGAAAUCAUUCCAGAUUCGUAAAACUUGA
Molecule: messenger RNA, 960 nt
Organism: Cylindrotheca closterium
Lineage: Eukaryota; Bacillariophyta; Bacillariophyceae; Bacillariales; Bacillariaceae
Source: the annotation of a GenBank genome assembly